UUUGAGGUUGGCAUUGAUUCUUCUUGAUUAUUAAAUUUUGUGCUACAUUACCUAUCUAGUCACUUCUCCUUAGUUUCCUGUCUAUAAAUUAGCCAUCUAUCCUUAACAAAUUCCAACACAUUCUCGUAUCUCUUAAUCAACACUUCUGAUUAAUCACCUUCUAAUAAUCUCCUUCUCUAAUUAAUAAUCACCAUGUCUACUGAGGAAGUGGUGGCGAAAGAUACGUCUACUGUCGAAACAGGGGGGGUCUCAAAUGAUACCGGCUCUGAUGCUAGCUCCCUAAGUUUAACAGCAGGAUUGGCCGUUCGGAAGUUGUUAUUCUGGACGGUGUUUGUCGCUGCAAUCGUUGUACAUACAAGCAAACAAACGGUAGAUGGUCUUUCUGAUGGUUCAAAAACAACCAAAUAUACCAACUAUCCUGCUUACAAGUAUCUCUUGUCGGUUCUCUGGAUUGUUUUUGGCUACACUUUUAUUGCAUCCAUAAAUUCAGCCAUUUGUGGGAGGACUGGAAACAAGUAUUUAAUCCUCACUCUCUUGAUGUGGGAUGCCAUGAUCUUAACACUCAUGGCUUCUGCCACUGGUACUGCUGGUGCUGUCUUAUUUAUUGGAACUAAAGGAAAUUCCCAUGAUGGAUGGUCAAAAACAUGUAAUGUUUUCGAUAAGUUUUGCCGUCAUAUGUGGGCUUCAUUUGGACUGUCGAUAUUUGCAUGCUUUCUCCUUGUGUGGAUUAUCGUUUACUCAGCUGGUGCCAUCAAAACUGCUUGAUUAUAAUUAUACCCGGACCGGACAUAUAUAAUCGACUUCUGGAAAUUUGCUUCUAAAUAUUUAGAAUCGUUGUUGUUUGUGAUAUUCCGAUCGAUUUCUCCUUCAAACACACAGGGGCGUAUGUGUGUAGUCGUGUGUAUAUAUAGAAUGGGUGUAAAUUUAUUUUGUUGAUUUCGUGAAGUGAAUAAUGAGUUUGCGAGUAAGUUUGAUUUUAAUA
This is a messenger RNA of Papaver somniferum (opium poppy), 982 nucleotides long. RefSeq names its product CASP-like protein 1D1. The record is from RefSeq and is a predicted model, not a curated record. NCBI's taxonomy places the organism in Eukaryota, Viridiplantae, Streptophyta, Magnoliopsida, Ranunculales, Papaveraceae. The transcript has 2 exons. Bases 193 to 765 code for a protein of 190 amino acids.